UGCUCCUCCCCGGUGCAGUGGAAAAACGACCCGAAGGCAACAAGUCCCCGCGUCUCGAGUGCAGCCUUCUACGGGAAUCGUAACCCUCACGUGCCCUGCGCAUCUCUUCCUCAUCGCAAGCGGCCAGCAGGAGCCAAAAGGGGCGGGGGGGAACCUCUCAGGGUCCACUCCUUUUUUUUUUUAAAGUCUCGCCGGCGCUGCUCAGCCGUAGUUUAUUUCCCAACCCCGUCACAUCUCCUUAGGUUAAACCGUUGUCUUAAGAUGUCCUGGACGACGAGCGGUGGUCUGGCCACUCUGGUCAUCCUGUUUCUGUGGAGGGUGGAUGAGAUGGCAGAAGCCUGCAGCUGCUCCCCUACGCAUCCUCAGCAGGCGUUUUGCAACUCAGACGUCGUUAUCAAGGCAAAGGUGGUUGGAAGGCACAUGGUUGACGUUGGCAACGACAUCUAUGGAAACCCCGUUAAGCAGGUCAAGUAUGACCUCAAACAAAUCAAGAUGUUCAAAGGUCCCACCCGGGAUUUUGAUGCCGUGUACACGCCUCCCAUCUCUGCAGUGUGCGGGGUGACUCUUGAAAAUGAUGGCAAGGAGUAUCUUAUCACAGGCAAACUGGAGACUGACGGGACGAUGCAUAUCACACUGUGCGACUUCAUUCAUCCCUGGGAGGCCCUGAGCGCCACGCAGAAGAAGAGCCUGGUCCAGCGCUACGAGAUGGGCUGUGAUUGCAAGAUCACCCGCUGCACCUCCAUCCCCUGCAUGAUCAGCGGCCCGGCGGAGUGCCUGUGGACGGACUGGGUGAUCGAGAAGACGGUCAACGGAGGGCAGGCCAAACACUUUUCCUGCGUCAAGAGGAGCGACGACUCUUGCGCCUGGUACAGAGGAGAAGCUACACCCAAAAAGGAUUUCCUGGACAUCGAAGACCCUUAACUCCACCCGCCGUCCAAUAGUCUAAAAAUAUCUAAGAUAUAAUAAGAUACAAUAUACCAAAAACACAAAUAAAUCAUCAUCUUCUUCUUUUUUUGUUAACAAGGUCUCUGUGUGAAGGUCGUUUUAAUUUACAGUCCUCAUCAUGUGUUUAAUCAAUGAAUGCAGCACUUUCAGAAACGUUUUGCCUUAAAUCCAAAGCACUUCACCAAAAACCACUCAGCUGAAAUAAGCGGAUAAUCAUCACAAAUCAGUAAUGCUGUUUAUGGGGUUUUGGUUCUUGAGCUAUUUUAUCUUGUCAACCAAAGGUAUUAUUUUAAAGUGAACUAUAAUUUUAUGCUGCAACAAUAGCUCAAAGUGUAACAAUCCAGUGAAUCAGUUUUUCAGGUAUAAUAAUAAGUGGCAAUUGGCGCCCUGAUUUUUGACAGCAGAGCCAUCACAAUAAUAAUACUUUUGCCGACUAUACACAUGUCUUCUUUUUUUCUCCAUGUGACAAACCUGUUUUGAUGAAGCACAAUCAGUGCUUGUGCUAACGUUUUCUUUAAAUAAUCCUGAACAGACAAGAAUGCACUUUGAACACAAUUGUCAGAGCAGUCAUAUUGUCACUAAUGUAACAUUUCUGGAAAGGAGGAUUGAAUCCUCCAUUUUGUACUUUUUUUUAUAUUACAGCUGUCCUCUUUGUAAUGCUUUGGCGUAAGAACCUAUUUUAUUUAAGAGAGUUUAAGAGGGUCAUCAUAUUCUGUUGAGAAAAAAGAUCCACUGUGGGCCUAAUGUUGCCCGCCUGACUGGCUCGUCUUUUGGGACUGUUGGUUUAAGAUUUUGUAACCAAUCAUCUCUUUACUGGCAGAGCCUUUGAUAUGACCAAAAAAGUGUGCAAAGAGCAAAUGCCAUUUGACUUUGAUAAUUAUUAUGAGUGUAAAAAAGGUUCUUCAUUGUAAACUGUACCCAAAUAUGACGCCUUGUGCUGGUUUCAUGUGAGACAUUUGAGACGUUUUUUGCAUGAAACAAUACUGUACCUUUUGACUAUUACAUUAAAUGUCAAACCCUGUUUAGAUACCUUGCAUGUGUUAGUUGUUUUUUACAUCAAUGCUUAUUGUGUGCAGAUUGACACAACUCAACUUCAUUAAAGAAUCAGCAUGG
Molecule: messenger RNA, 2058 nt
Organism: Pungitius pungitius (ninespine stickleback)
Lineage: Eukaryota; Metazoa; Chordata; Actinopteri; Perciformes; Gasterosteidae
Gene: timp2b
Product: TIMP metallopeptidase inhibitor 2b
Exons: 5
Coding region: 262-921 (219 amino acids)
Biological process (GO): negative regulation of endopeptidase activity; response to cytokine; negative regulation of membrane protein ectodomain proteolysis
Cellular component (GO): extracellular matrix
Molecular function (GO): metalloendopeptidase inhibitor activity; protease binding
Source: RefSeq, a predicted model, not a curated record